AUGGCUGUCUUGAUCCCCCUGUUGCUCUCUGCUUUUGCGAUAUUACUCUCUUACUUGCUGUGGAAGUUCAUUAAGGCUGAUGCAGACAUAAGCCUUCUCAUGAAGCCAACACCAAACAGACUUCACUUCAAGGAUAAAGUCGUCUGGAUUACUGGAGCAUCAUCAGGCAUUGGUGAAGCUUUGGCAAGGAUGAUGUCUGAACAGGGAGCUCGACUCAUUAUUUCAUCUAGAAACAAAGAACAACUUGAGGACAUCCAAAAGUCAAUGAACAAUGGACACAAUGUGAAGGUGUUGGUUCUUGAUUUAUCAAACAUGCCAAAUGCACCAGGACUGGUGCGGCAGGCAUUGGACAUGUAUGGACACAUCGACGUGUUGGUGAACAAUGCAGGCAUAUCCUGCCGGGUUCCAGUUGAAGAAGUGACCGACGACUUGCUGAGAAAGAUAAUGGAGGUUGACUUCUUUUUUGGUCAGGUGGCACUCACACAGGCGGUUUUACCAGAUAUGCUGGAGCGUAGGUGUGGUCAGAUUGUGAACGUUCUCUCUGUUCUUGGGAAAUUUGGUUGUCUAUUGAGAGCACCAUAUUCAGCUGCCAAAUUUGCUUUGAAUGGAUAUAUGUCUACUCUUCGACUUGAGAUAAGGGCAUUUCAGUGUGUAACAUAAUGCCUUGUCCUGUUAUCACAAAUGUCAGUAAGAAUGCUCUUCUUGCCGAGGCCAAAGCAUUUGGAAAGACAGACAGACUUAGUGCAACCGAAAUGAAGGCGAAGAGGUGUGCCGAACUGAUCAUCAAGACAAUGGCAUCUAUUGUGCAAGAGUUGAUGUGAUUUUGAAUUCGUUGAAUUCUAGUGAUAAUUAUAGAAUGGCAGUUAUGUCAGUCUGUUGGUGACUGUUUCUUGUGUGAUGUUUGUAUAGGCUUGGAUAAGCACACAGCCAACUCUCACAGUCACGUAUGCAUCACAGUAUGCACCCACUUUGCUCAAGUGAAUGAUAACAGAGAAACGUGUGAAAGCACGACGAAGUGAUUUGAAGGACGAGUUACAGCAAUCAGAAACAGCAUAUUAACAAUUGGUACUCUUGAUGUGAUACUGUGAAGAUUUUUGAAUUUGUAUCACAUUUUCAGUUUUGUCUGUUUCUGUUUGGCUCAUCACUUUGCUAGCACACGUUAUCCUAUAUAAAUGUGUUUGCAUUGAUGGUCU
Molecule: messenger RNA, 1193 nt
Organism: Corticium candelabrum
Lineage: Eukaryota; Metazoa; Porifera; Homoscleromorpha; Homosclerophorida; Plakinidae
Product: dehydrogenase/reductase SDR family member 7-like
Exons: 5
Coding region: 1-660 (219 amino acids)
Cellular component (GO): membrane
Molecular function (GO): oxidoreductase activity
Source: RefSeq, a predicted model, not a curated record